AGUCUCGUGCGUUUUAAGUUGCUUGUUCCAGAUCAACGGUUGUUUGUCUUGCGCGGACACAUCGAAGUGUCAAUCGAUGUCUUUGUCCAUCGCUCAUUGCGACACUCUUACUUUCACGGUGCAGGUGCGGUGAGCGAGGCACGCGGCUGCCUAUAUCUAUAAUACCUCUCGCACACCGCACAACUACCUCUUCAAGUUUAACAACGCAGCCAUAAAGCACACCACAAGUGCACGCCUGACAUCGAACGUGGAUCAUACCCAUGCCGAAUUUGAAAGAUGAUGGGCCCUUAUUUUGACAUGAUGGGCGACACUGAGCCUCACACAACCAAAUACACACUGACAGUCUUCUGCCCGCCCCGCCCUCCACCUCGCUGGCUACCUGCCAUUUUCACGCGUCCAGGGUCCUCUAAACCUAACGUUGGCACAAAAUACGUCAUCCGUCCUUCCGACUACGAUCCCGCGAACCCCAACUAUGACUGCUUCGAGGUGCGACAUCUCUCAGACAUGACGUCGAAGACAGUCAAGCUUAUUAGCGCGUGGUUCCCGGCAGAUCUGCGCUGUAACCAUGUCUACGAGGGACACACGUGCGAAGAAGGGUGCUAUGUGCUUGAGAAAGGCGGAGAUAUCAGCAGGUGGAGGUGCAAGAGGGAAGACUGUGAGGGACAUGUGUACUGUGGGAGAGUGCUGAAGGACAGUAAGGGUGUGGUUUGUUUUGGGAAGAAGGGCGCGAGGAUGGUGUGCAUACAGCGUUGAAUAGUCAAGGAUAUGGGUGUGUGCAUGGUGCGAUGAAAGU
This is a messenger RNA of Didymella exigua CBS 183.55, 793 nucleotides long. RefSeq lists its product as uncharacterized. The coding region runs from base 277 to 753 and encodes 158 amino acids. The record is from RefSeq and is a predicted model, not a curated record. The transcript has a single exon. Lineage: Eukaryota; Fungi; Ascomycota; Dothideomycetes; Pleosporales; Didymellaceae.